GAAACCGGACGCAGCUGCUGUGAGCAGGAAAACUUUGUCUCUUUCCUCCUCCACAAACACUCAGAGGUGGAACUUUUCCGUUUUCUAAAUUCAGGUCUGAGUGAAGUGCAGCGCUGGAAGCAUGGCAGCCAUCAAGGCUUUGGAGCAGUGGUGUAAAAUGCAGUGUGAUGGAUACAGAGAUGUUGCCAUUACCAACAUGACUACUUCUUUCAGGAGUGGACUGGCAUUUUGUGCUCUUAUCCACAAAUACAGACCGGAUCUCAUAGACUAUGACUCGCUCAAAAAAGAGGAUGUGUUUGAGAACAAUAGACUGGCCUUUCAAGUUGCAGAAGAAAAGUUGGGCAUUCCAGCUUUGCUGGAUGCUGAAGACAUGGUGGCAUUAAGGAUCCCUGACAGGCUGAGCAUUUUAACUUAUGUGUCCCAGUACUACAACUACUUCAAAGGACGGCCACCAAUGGGAGGAGUGAAAAGACCAGCAGAGGGCUCCAAAGAAGAGCCAUCUGAAAAGAAAAAUCAGCCAGUAGUGGCCAAAAUCUUGGAGUCUAAAUCUGGCAUUGAGAAUCGUUUACCUUCCACUAUCACUGCUUGUAAAUCACCGAUGUCAGAUAAAGUUGGUGCUCAGAGAGUGGUUUUGGCUGAUGGUGCAAACAAAACUGGAACUCUGAACAGCAAAUGUGUUGCAUGUAGGAGCCAUGUCCAUUUGGUUCAGAGGCACUUUGUGGAGGGCAAACUCUACCACAGAGCCUGUUUCAAGUGCUGCGAGUGCUCUUCUGUACUUCAUACUGGAAGUUACAAGCCUGGGAAGGAUCCAGGCACUUUUGUCUGUAACACCCAUCAGAACAGCCACAAAACUUGCACCUUGAAUGCAGAGGUCAAAACUGGAUUUUCUAAUUCAGCUGUCUCAUCAAACUGUGCAGCAAAGACUCUACUAGCACCACCAACUGUAUCCUCCGUGCUAUCAGCCCCAAUUAAUGUUGGACCAAAGUCCUCAAGUCCUGUUCAGCAUUCCCAAACCUGGACGGCCUCUGCCCAGAAGACCCAGACAGCUCGGCAAAAGUUUUUCCAGACUGUACAAGUUACUCAACCUUCAACUGUAAAUGGGAAGCCCAUUGCGUCCUCAGGUGAUCCAAAUGUCCAUCUAAGUUCUUCUGAUGCAAACAGAGUUGGGCAGGUUAUCGGAAAGAAACUGGGAGGGGAAAACUCCAACAAUAACAACAAGAACCUUUUUACUAUCAGAUCUGCAGAAAGCCGAUUUUGCACUGACCCAUUUUUAAAAGACUUUGUUGGUUUGAGGAAGAAUAAAAGCAGCCAAGACCCAGCAGGAAACUGGGAAGGACGAGUUGGUACCAGCCAAACAAACAAUGAGGAAUCACCAUGUCUUAAGACUAUCAACAAGGAUAAUACCAGGCCAACAGCGGUACACAAAACAGCCAAAGGUCCCAUCUACCAGGAGUGGCAAGCGAAGCUUAAAUCUGUGAACACCGAGCAAGGGCUAAAAGCUUGUGAACCUGAAGCCGUUACCAAUCAGCCUUCACCUUGUAGGACACCCAGGACUUCCUUUAAUCUCUCAAUUAGUGCAACAACGCCUCCCCCAGCUCAAACAGCUGCUGUAACUGCAGUUGGCUUUGGUUUGUCUGAGCCCAUGUUUAUUAAGGAAGCCAAUCCACUGAAACCCGUCCUUGGCUCUAAAAGCCUUGGCUUAAAACAUGGUAGCUGCUCACCUGUGAAAUUCCCACUCAGACCUCCAGCUGUGUCCCCGGUCCCCAUUAAUUCAACGGCUGCUUUAGACUGUCUGGAAAAUCCCUCAGCUGCUAAAAAGGGAAAGUAUUUGUCACCCACCGCCGCCUUCAGGACUGAAAUGAGGUCACCCUCUCGGCUGUGUCGUCAUAUUCCAGUGGAGCAGAUUGAGAAGGAGCUGGUUGAUAUUGAGUUGAACCUGGUUCAACUGGAGAAAGAGGGUGUUGAGCUGGAAAAGCAACUCCGCAAUUAUGAGGAAGAGGGAGAAGGGGACAUAUUGAUGGAUCCACUGAUGGUUGACUGGUUUAACCUCAUUCGCAAAAAGCAGAUGUACAUAAGGAAGGAAUCAGAGCUUGUUUACCUUGCAAGAACUCAGGAGCUCGAGCAACAGCAGCCAGGAGUGGAAGAAGAGCUUCGCAGGCUUCUUGAAAAGCCAGAUAAUUUAAAGUCCAAAGAAGAGUUACACAGGGAGAAGAAACUGCUACAGCAACUGAUGGAGAUCGUUGACUGCAGAAACACAAUUGUGCAGGUGCUUGAUGAAGACCGACUCAGGGAAGUGGAAGAAGACAACCAACUGAAUAAGAUGAUGCAAGAUCUUGGAGUGAAGAAAACCAGAAGUAAGAGGAAAUCUUUCUCAAGAAUGUUCAAGCGAAGAAGUAAAAGGCCUGUUAAGUGAUUGGAAUGUGUGAAAAUGAUUAGUCUUUUACAUUUAUUUAAAUCAAUGUCUUUGCUGUUUAUGAAAAUUCACCCAAGUUAAAAGAAGAAAAGUUUGAUUAUGUUCAUUGUUGGGAUUAAUUCACAUUGUUACUCAGGGUGGUUUGCAUUUUUGUUUUUCAGUGUUCUAAUUGUUUUUCCUCAAGACUCAAAGCCUGAGAGUUUAAUUAUUGCUGUUUUUAAAAAAGGUUCUACUUGGAAAUUGAUUUUUUUUUAUCAUCAGCAAUUUUUCAUUUAUUUGGGCAAAUAUGAUUUAUUUCUGUUUCUAACAUUUAUCUGAGGAGAAAGUAUGCAUGAUCCAAUUUCUGUAGGAUUCUUCAAAAGUCUUGAUCCACAAUUGAAUAUUUAAGUAUUUAAUAAUUGAUUUUAACAAAUUUACUCAAAGGAUAUUAAAGGUCUUCAUUAACUUUGAAUGUGUGUGGUGCCACACAUGUUGAGCUGCUCCAGGCUGCAGCUCCUCUCCUGCUGUACUGUAGGUGGCAGCCUGGGUAUGCAGUAUCACUAGGCAGGAACUUGGGGAAAUCCAAUUUGCCACAGUACAGACAGUUAAUUUCUUUGCUAAUUUUAUAAAUGCUGCAAAAAAAAUGUUCAGCUGAUGCAAUAACGUUAUGUGAAAGAGGAUUAGGCAGAGCUGUAGCUCAUGGCUGAGGAAAGGCUUACAAACUAUAGGUUGUAUUAAGCAUUUUAUCUCAAAAGCAGGUUUAAUUAAACAUUACUCUGCUGAUAUCUGCAUCAGAAUAGCUCCAUACCUGAGCUAUUAAAAUGUUCAAAGGAUAUGUGGAGUUGCUCAUCUGUAAAAAUGUCUCUUUACUGUUUUUAUAAUUUUAAAU
This is a messenger RNA of Cyprinodon variegatus (sheepshead minnow), 3281 nucleotides long. It is a transcript of the gene micall2a, whose product is annotated as MICAL-like 2. The record is from RefSeq and is a predicted model, not a curated record. Gene Ontology annotation, molecular function: protein binding. The transcript has 17 exons. The coding region runs from base 122 to 2413 and encodes 763 amino acids. NCBI's taxonomy places the organism in Eukaryota, Metazoa, Chordata, Actinopteri, Cyprinodontiformes, Cyprinodontidae.